Molecule: messenger RNA, 3169 nt
Organism: Lepus europaeus (European hare)
Lineage: Eukaryota; Metazoa; Chordata; Mammalia; Lagomorpha; Leporidae
Gene: MVB12B
Product: multivesicular body subunit 12B
Exons: 10
Coding region: 11-958 (315 amino acids)
Biological process (GO): viral budding; virus maturation; regulation of epidermal growth factor receptor signaling pathway
Cellular component (GO): ESCRT I complex; late endosome
Source: RefSeq, a predicted model, not a curated record
CGCCCGGGCGAUGAGAAGCUGCUUCUGCGUGAGACGGAGCCGGGACCCGCCGCCGCCGCCGCCGCCCCAGCGGGGAACAGACCAGUCCACCAUGCCUGAAGUGAAAGACCUCUCGGAAGCCUUGCCGGACACCUCGAUGGACCCCCUCACGGGGGUCGGGGUGGUGGCUUCGCGGAACCGCGCCCCAACAGGCUACGACGUGGUCGCACAGACGGCAGAUGGCGUGGACGCUGACCUCUGGAAAGACGGCUUAUUUAAGUCCAAGGUCACCAGAUACCUGUGUUUCACGAGAUCGUUUUCCAAAGAAAACAGCCAUCUGGGGAACGUGUUGGUGGAUAUGAAGCUCAUUGACAUCAAGGACACGCUGCCUGUGGGCUUCAUCCCGAUUCAGGAGACGGUGGACACACAGGAGGUGGCUUUUAGAAAGAAGAGGCUGUGCAUCAAGUUCAUCCCCCGGGACUCGACGGAAGCCGCCAUCUGUGACAUUCGGAUCAUGGGCCGGACCAAGCAGGCCCCUCCUCAGUACACGUUCAUCGGGGAACUGAACAGCAUGGGGAUCUGGUAUCGAAUGGGCAGAGUCCCAAGAAACCAUGACUCAUCUCAACCCACAACGCCUUCCCAGUCGUCAGCUGCUUCUACCCCAGCCCCCAACCUGCCCAGGCACAUCUCCCUAACGCUCCCUGCCACCUUCCGAGGCAGGAACAGCGCGCGGACGGACUAUGAGUACCAGCACUCCAAUUUGUAUGCCAUAUCAGCGAUGGACGGCGUGCCUUUCAUGAUAUCAGAAAAGUUUUCUUGCGUUCCAGAAAGUAUGCAGCCCUUUGACCUCUUGGGAAUCACUAUCAAGUCUUUGGCAGAAAUCGAAAAAGAGUACGAGUACAGCUUCCGCACGGAGCAGAGCGCCGCGGCCCGGCUGCCGCCCAGCCCUACCAGGUGUCAGCAGGUGCCGCAGUCCUGAGCCCGGGCCGCCCACGGAGAGCAGACACCUCCUGCCACACUACUGACCCUGUCCCUCCCACCCUGCCCGAGCCGGGAGACUGGGCGGCCUGCCUGACGGGACACCCCAGCCUCCUGGGACCUCACUCACAAUCGCGACUAACCCGUGUGUACUGUAGCGACUGGCGCGGCCGACAGGCCUCGGCGACCCUCAGCUGUUCGCCAAGAAGCCUUUCCUGCGUGGGCACCUGACGGCCCCGGGCUCCCCCUCUCCUGACGGUCACCCGCCACAGGGGUCCCACAAGGCCGCUCCCCUCCUGGAGGACCUGGGGUCUGGCUUGGUGGGGCUGCUGUGGCACAAGCCCCUCUUGUCUGGGUCAGGUGCCUGGACAUUUCCCAUAGCCUGGGGCCUCGUUUGACCUCCCCCGGGCUUGUCACGCACGGCACCCCCUGGAUGCCUGGAGCCCCGACAUUUCCCACAGCCUGGGGCCUCAUUUGACCUCCCCCGGGCUCAUCAUGCACGGCACCCCCUGGAUGCCUGGCUCCAGGGAGAAGGCCGAGGGAUGGGGCCUGCUCGCCAGAGGGCUUGGCUGUGUGUCACCUGUGUGCCAACGACAGUUCCACUGGGCUCAGUGCCGACAGGUGGGUCCCCCAGACGGCCACGCCCGAGAUGGUGCCAGCCCUGGAGGACACAAGCAACCCGACUUCCGGGCUCCUGCUUACCCAGAUCACUGGCGGGUCCAGGACCACAGCUCCUCGUCUGUCCGCUGGAGGUGCCAAAUUCACUCACGCCUGUCUGCUACAAGGGCCUCACCUGUGGACUGCCGGUGCCGCCGCGCCUGCCCUAGUGCCAUCUGUGGGGGUGGCCCACGAGUGGCUGGGUGGCCGAGGCGUUAAAGGGACAGGAGUAAGAGCUGGCCCAGAGUCGCCCGUGAGGUGGGCAGGGCCGAGAAAUACCUCACCCACCUGCACCAGCCCCUCAGGCUGCCCGGGGCCCCUGUGUGUAGCGCAGCAGCUGCCUGGCCCGCCCACCCGACCCCGCAGUCAGGCCAUCGGGCGGGCCUGGUCCCCGGCACAGAGCCUUCCGGGAGGGUGGGCUCCGCGGAAGCCGGGGUGCUCCAGACCCGCAGAGGGGCUGCCCGCAGCCUCCCGCUGUGCGCCUCUGGCCGGUAACACCUGAUGGCGUCUCCUGCCGCGACCCAGGCGGCGGCACUUGGGAAGCCCUGAGGGGCCCUAGAAGGUUAGGAGGCAACCGCGUAGAACCCCUUGCCCCAGAGCCAGAAGGGUGGAGGGAGGACGCGGCCCCCGGCAUGGCCACCAGCGAGGCAGGCGCCCCCAUAGCAUCUCAUGUAACAUUGACUGUGAACGUCCCGGCACGCGUGCUACAGCUUACGUCACUCCCGCCCCUCCGUGUCCUGAGUGUGGGAGAGGAGGAGCAGGCAUGUGGGUGACCGCGGAGGUGCGUGUGCGGCUUGGGCCGCAGUGCAGGUGUGGCUCCUGCGUGGGAGCCGAGCGACCCUUGUGUCUGGGGGAGGGGGUGCGUCCUGUGGCCGCUGUGGGAAGGGAAGGCCUAGGAUCCUGUUAGAAACAGGAAGGGCCAUGGCCUCGUCCCGGGGCGCAGCGGGUCCCACGGCCACCCGGGACACAGGGCCAGGCGACACCCAAGGUGCUGAGAGCAGGGUGCUGGCCCAAGUGUGUGCUGAGGCCUCUGGCCCCUCCCCACGCCCGAGAACUGACGCCAGCCACAGGGCCCCGGUCCCAGGGCAGCAGUGGACCGGGUCUGCUCACUUGGCGGCCGUGGUGCCAGGCCCGCAAAGCACACGUCCCCUGCCCGGCCCCUGACACCGAGAAGCCCAGAGCGGGCGUUCCUCACUCCGUGACAACGGAGGAAGCCGAGCCCCGGCUGGUAGGCGGCGGGCACUGGACCUGGCCCCGCGCCCAUGGCGCCAGCCGCCCAGCACAAGCACACAUCCGGGCUGACCUCUUGGUCUUGGUCCUGUCACGGAACUUCCCGGCCCCGCCCCAGCCCACGGCCAAGGCCAAGGGCGAGGGGGCCCCCACGCCGGCACCUCAGGUCAGCCCGCCGCCCUCGCCUCCUGCUGUGGCCCAGGGCAGCUGCGGCCAACACCACCACACCAGCCGUGCGGGCCGCUGGGUGCGGGCGAGGUGGCGGGAGCUCACUGUGAGACCGUCUGCGUCCUUCCUAGAAUUUGUUAAAUAAACGUUUGUUCUA